Molecule: messenger RNA, 1533 nt
Organism: Penicillium verhagenii
Lineage: Eukaryota; Fungi; Ascomycota; Eurotiomycetes; Eurotiales; Aspergillaceae
Product: NAD(P)/FAD-dependent oxidoreductase
Exons: 2
Coding region: 1-1533 (510 amino acids)
Cellular component (GO): cytoplasm
Molecular function (GO): oxidoreductase activity
Source: RefSeq, a predicted model, not a curated record
AUGCCGCACGCAUUGUGGCUUCUUGAGGACCCAGCAGUCUCAGCUCAGGAUAAACAACGGGCUGUCGACCGCAUCUACUCCGACCCCGGCAUACCAAAUGCAAACACUACCUCUUCAUUUUGGCAACAGACGCCGCAUCCGCAGUUCGCGGAGCAAAACAAUCAGCCCCUGGCUUCAAAUGCCGAUGUCGUCAUCAUUGGCUCGGGGAUAACAGGCGCAGCCAUUGCACGUACACUUUUACAAAGCCGUGCUAAAACUGCUUGCUCGGACUCAUCUCACCCGGCGGUCGUUAUUCUUGAAGCCAGGGGCAUUUGCAGUGGUGCAACCGGUCGCAAUGGUGGCCACAUUCUUGAAACGGCAGAUGAAUAUGCCGAGCUAGUAGACGAGUGUGGAGAGGAGGUGGCGCGAAAGACGAUGCGUUUCCGAUUGGCGCAUUUGAAAGAAAUGCUGGGCGUGGCAGAGGAAUUGGGCCUCACGGAGGAGACGCAGGCACGGAAGGUGCAGUUCUUAAGUGCUUUCUUUGGAGAUCAGCCAUGGAAGGAUGCUUUGGAGAGACUUCGCCGAUUCAAAGAAGGUAUGCCAGAGGAAUCAGCGGAGUGGACUUCAUAUGACCGAGAUUCGAUGCCAGAGGAGUUCAAGCUCUCAAGGGCAACCGGAAUCGUGGCUGGUCCUGCUGGAGCGCUAUGGCCCUACAAAUUUGUUACGGGCGUCUUGGCCAGACUUCUUGCAGACUAUCCAGAUGAUUUCCGAGUUCAUGGCCAUACCCCGGUUACGUCCAUUGAAAACGAUUCGUCUUCUACAUACAAGUAUAAAGUUCAGACAAGCCGAGGAAUCAUCUCUGCUCGUCAUGUCAUUCAUUGCACAAAUGCUCACGUCAGCCAUUUAGUCCCUGGUCUACGGGGUCGCAUAUUUCCUGUGCGAGGGCAGAUGUCCGCGCAAACGCCAGGAGACAAGUUUCCCUGCCAGGCAUACAAGCACUCCUGGCUGUUCAACUACCACCGCGGCUUCGACUACCUAACGCAGCUUCCAACCGGACAAAUGAUGUUCGGUGGAGGAUUUGCUCAGGGCCAGCUUGGCGGAACUACAGAUCUGGGUGUAGCCACAGACAACGAGCUGUGCACCUACAUCGAUAUCCAUCUCUCUGGUGCAUUAAGCGCAAUCUUCGGUCGAGAGUCCUGGGGCCGUGUACAAGGCGACCCGGUGCAGGCGAUGUGGACCGGAAACAUGGCAUUCAGUACUGAUGGCUUCCCGUGGGUGGGACGCUUGCCGGCCUCUGUAACACGUCGGCCAUCAUCGGAAGGGGCUGGAGGUGAGUGGAUAUCUGCCGCGUUUGGUGGUGACGGCAUGGUGCAGUGUUGGUUAUGCGGGAAAGCCUUGGCAACCAUGCUGCUCCUGCAGGAUGGGUCGCUGGACCCUGCCGCUGAUGCAGAUCUUUCUUGGGUACCAGACCAAAUGUUGGUUACUGAGGAGCGCCUUGUUGCGGCUGAGAUGCCGAGGACUGUCCCUGGCCUCCAGCGCGAAUCUCAUUUAUAA